Pocillopora verrucosa is the source of this 936-nucleotide messenger RNA. Its product is annotated as histamine H2 receptor-like. The record is from RefSeq and is a predicted model, not a curated record. Gene Ontology annotation, biological process: G protein-coupled receptor signaling pathway. Gene Ontology annotation, molecular function: G protein-coupled receptor activity. NCBI's taxonomy places the organism in Eukaryota, Metazoa, Cnidaria, Anthozoa, Scleractinia, Pocilloporidae. Gene Ontology annotation, cellular component: plasma membrane.
AUGAACAACUCUUCGGUGAUCAAAGUUAAUCCAUCAAUCCCUAGCGCUGAAGUUUGUUGCCUGUCCCUAUACCAUGGCAGUGCUAUAAUGGUAGUUAACACGCUGAUUGCCCUGUUAGGUACGUUUGGUAAUUUUCUUGUCUGCAUAGCGGUACUCACCAAGCCUCGUCUUCGCCGAUGCUCGAAUAUCCCAUUGCUUAGUUUGGCCAUUGCUGACUUGAUCAUAACAGUGAUCUGCGAGCCUUUGGUCGUGGCAAUGGUCGGUAAAAUAACCUUUCUACACGAGUGUGCGCCUAGUCUUGAACUCGGUUACUCACUUUUAGCCAACCUUUGCUGUUCCUCGUCGCUUAUGCAUCUUGUGGCAAUCAGUAUGGACCGCUUCUUAGCUGUCACCUUCCCUCUUCGUCAUGGUCGGAUCAUGAAGAACUACGGCUUAAAAAUCAUGCUGGCAACAGUGUGGGUUGUCGCUUUUGCAUUCGCCAUAGUUCGACAGCUCUUCCCGAAAAAAACUUAUUACUUAGCUGCAGUAAUGUUUGCCGUUGGUUAUUUCCUCAUGUUCGUUUGUUACCUGUUGAUAUUGCUUACUUUGGUCAGGGGAAGGAAACGAAAGGGCCGUCUGGGAGCGCAAUCAUCUAUUGAUGUCAAUUUGAAAGUCGAAAGGCGUGUUGCACUAACACUGGCAAUUGUGAUCAUUUUGUUUUCUGUCACCUGGUUUCCGUUGAUUGCUGUUUUUUUCAUCACAGGAAAAUCUCUGGUUGAAAAGUAUGGUCCAGCAUACAUGUGGAUUAGAUCUUUGGCUCUCUCUAACUCUGCUAUGAACUUUGUUGUUUACAGCGCAAGAAUUCGAGACUUCCGCGAUGCCUAUAUCUCGAUAUCCCGCAAGAUGUUCGGUUGCUAAGUUGAAAAUGCAAACACCGGUUCUAUUGUAUGGUAGAGC